Dromiciops gliroides (monito del monte) is the source of this 3529-nucleotide messenger RNA. RefSeq names its product polo like kinase 5 (inactive) (gene PLK5). Gene Ontology annotation, molecular function: protein binding; protein serine/threonine kinase activity; ATP binding. The transcript has 14 exons. Gene Ontology annotation, cellular component: spindle pole; centrosome; nucleus. Lineage: Eukaryota; Metazoa; Chordata; Mammalia; Microbiotheria; Microbiotheriidae. Gene Ontology annotation, biological process: mitotic cell cycle; protein phosphorylation; regulation of cytokinesis. The record is from RefSeq and is a predicted model, not a curated record. The coding region runs from base 1 to 2007 and encodes 668 amino acids.
AUGGAGCUGAGAGGCCCCAGGAGGCGGGGGCCCCAGGAGCCUGUAGCCUCCUUCCUCCGGGACCCGAGCACAGGGCGCAUCUACAGGCGGGGGCGACUGCUGGGCACGGGUGCCUUUGGCAGAUGCUACAAAUUGACUGACAUGUCUACCAAUAGAGUCUUCGCCCUCAAGGUGUUGCCCCGGGGAAGACUCUGUGGGCUGGACCAGUGGGGGAAGAGGGGGCCACCUUCCCGCCGGCAGGUGGAAAGAGAGAUUGAGCUCCAUAGCCAGCUGAGGCAUCGGAAUGUGGUUGGCUUCCAUGGGCACUUUGCUGACCAAGACAAUGUCUAUUUGGUGCUAGAGCAUUGCAGCCGCAAGUCCUUGGCCCAUGUCCUGAAGGCCCGGAAGACACUGACUGAGCCCGAGGUCCGCUACUACCUACGAGGCAUCGCAGCCGGCCUGCGAUACCUCCACCAGCAGGGUAUCAUCCACAGAGACCUCAAGCUCAGUAACUUCUUCAUUACUAAGAACAUGGAGGUGAAGAUUGGCGACUUGGGACUGGCUACGAAAGUGGGGGCUGGGGGGCACUGCCAUGGGGGGCUCUGUGGGACACCUAACUACCUGGCCCCAGAAGUUGUCUCCCGAAAGGGUCACUCCUUCCAGUCGGACAUCUGGGCUCUUGGCUGUAUCAUGUACACCGCACUGACGGGCUUCCCCCCCUUCAAGGCCAGCCCAGUGCCCGAGAUGUAUCAGAGCAUCCGGGACGCCUGCUAUCCUGUGCCCGCUCACCUCUCACCCAAUGCCCGAAGGCUUAUUGCCCGCUUGCUGGCCCCUAACCCCGCUGACCGGCCCAGCCUCGACCAGGUCCUGGAAGAUGACUUCUUCACUCAGGGCUUCACCCCAGACCGAUUGCCUCCUCGAUCUUGCCACACAGCACCCAUCUUCACCAUCCCCCAGCCCUUGGACAAACUCUUUCAGAAAGCCACCCAACUGUUCCUGGCCGUGGCCCAGCGCCGGGCCCCACGUGAGUUAUGUGGUUGUGGAAAAAGAGGCAGGAGACCAUGUUCCCAAGGUCAGCCCCUCUGCCCAGCUACCAGGGGCAGGCCAGAAACACCACCGUGGCUCAUCUCUUCUCUCCCCACUCCUCGCUUUCCAGGAUCAUUUAUCCCAAAGGUGCCAACGGCUCCAGUGCCCGAGGACCCCCAGAAGACUCCCAAGGAAGCAGGCAGUGAGGUCCUUUCUCAUCCUCCCCACAAGGCUGAAGCCCCGGAGGAGGAAACUCAGCCCCAAGUUCCCUACCUGGAGACACCUAUCCACCUCCUCCUCCGAAGGAGCCUGAGGUGUCACUCACCUGGUACUGAGGAAUCCCCAGGGAUUCCAGGUGAUGGGGCUGAGGUGGCUACCAGGCUCCUGCAGAGUUGCCUGGGCUUUAUGCCAACAGGGGAGCGGGACCCGCCUGGGUGGCAGCAGCCGGUAUUGUGGGCCACCAAGUGGGUGGAUUAUUCUAACAAAUACGGCUUUGGCUACGAGCUCUCCGACCGCAGCACUGGGGUCCUCCUCCGUGAUGGCACACACAUCGCUCUCCAGCCGGCCCUGGGGUGCAUAAGCUACUCUCCGGUUCAGGGUGAGGUGGUGACCUUUACCUGGAGGGAGAUUCCUGACUCCCUGGCCACCAAAGUGGCUGUCCUGCAGCUCUUUACCCGCUAUAUGCAGCGGUGGUUGGUAGAGGGUGGGAGUCUUCCUACACAGCCCAGCCUCAACCCCGGCCCUGGCUUCUCCCUGCUCCACUUCCUCAAGUCAGACCGGGCCCUGCUCCUGCUCUUCAGUGAUCAGACAAUGCAGGUCAACUUCUACCACGACCACACCAAACUGCUCCUGAACUGGGCCGGGGAAGAGGCCCUGCUCACCUACAUUGACCAGGAGCGCCGGGCCACCUCGCGUCCACUGGGCAUCCUGCAGCGCCAAGGUUGCAGCGAGGUCCUGCGGCAGCGCCUCUGCUACACCCUCCAGCUGCUCCAGACCUUCUAGCACCCUGUCCUUGGGCCUCUGGGAUGCCAGGGGGAGGUGGCAGGGGGUCUGCAGGCCAGCUGUCUAGAACCCCCGAUGAUUGGAAGAGCUUUAUGAGGAAAUAGUGCAAGUAGGGAAGAUGUGCAGACUAGGGGAGCAGAGGGCACAGGAGGCACGGAAGGUCAUUAGCAGGUUGGGUAGAGAUGAGGGAUCCAGGGAGAGGUGGCUUGGACACUGGAGAAGAGGGUGAAGGCAGAGUUUGGGGUGGACUGGGUGUAGGGAGAAUUCUAGAGAAUUCCCAGGAAGCCUCAGAGACCUCUGCUGGCUGACCCUUUCAUUUAACAGAUGGGCACCCUGCAGCCCAGAGAAGAAAAGGGACUUAGCCAGGGACACAGAGAGUGGAAGACUAGAAUCCAGGGCUCCUUGUUCUCAAUCCACUGCCCUGUUCCUCACCCCAUGCUGCCCAACACCCAGCAGGACAAUCAGCAGUUAUCAAGGCUGGAGUGAGAGCCAAAAGGAUGGGCAGAAGCAGAAGCAAGUGAAGGAAGGAGAGCUGGAGCAGCUUCCUUUGGCCACCAUGGACCCAAUGAGGUCAGCUUGGUACCAAGAUUGGGCUGGAAAAAAAAAAAAACCCAAGAUGAAAUUUAACAGGCAUAAAUGCAAAGCCCUGCUCUUGGGUUCAAAAAAUUAACCACACAAGAACAAGAUGGGGGAGAUACAGCCAGAAAAAGCAUGUGAAAAGGAUCUGGGGAUUUUAGUGGACCGCAAGGUCCAUAUGAAGUAACAUAAGACAUUGCAGCCUCCAAAGCUUGGUACAAUCUUGGGUUGUAUAAGAGAGAAAAAAUGCAUCAAGAAGAAAGAAGGCAGGAGACACGUUGCCCCCUGCCCCAGUCAGACAUCCAGAGGACAGUGUUCGGAUUAAGGAAGGACGUUGCUAAGUUGGAGCAGAUCCGAAGGAUGGGCAGUGCAGGGAGGGGCCUGGAGAUCAUGUCAUACCGGAUCAGCUGAAGGAACUUGGGGGUGUUAGCCUGGAAAAGAAAAGACUUGGGCAGAGUGGGGGAUGAAAGAGGCAUAGCAGUUGGUUUUAUUUUUUUCCCAAAUAUCUGAAGGUUUGUCAUAUGGAAGAGGGAUGAUUUCCCUUAUUUCAAACUUGUUCUGUCUGACCCUGGAGGUCAGACCUAGGAGCACUGAAUGGAAGUUGCAGAAAAGAAAUUGGGAGAAAUCUGUCCUACAAUGAGAUGGAUUACCUUGGGCAGUGGGGAGCACCCUGUCUCUGGAGGUCUUCAACCUUCCAUUUGUUAGGGGUGUCGUCAUAGAUUCAUAUUGCAGGGAGGGAUCCUCUGAAGUCUCUUCCAACUCUUUGAUCUUAUGGCUGAUUAAAUACUCAGUGUGGGAUGACAGGGGAUGAUGGGACAGAUGGGUGAUCUCAGCAAACUCCUGUCCUUGCUGGAUUUGGCCUGAACCAAGCAGGCACAGGCCAGAAGGGCUGGGUGGGAGCUGAAAUGGGGCAAGGGCAUUCUGCAAGGUGCCCACUGGGCUGGAC